AUGGCUGUUGGAAUAUUGGAAGUGCUGCUGGUGAAUGCAAAAGGCCUUGGAGACACUGAUUUCUUCGGUGAUAUGGACCCAUAUGUUCUGGUACAAUACAAAAGCCAAGAGCGCAAGAGCAGUGUAGCUAGAGGUCAAGGUGGUCAUCCAGUUUGGAAUGAGAGGCUUACAUUCAAGGUAGAGUAUCCAGGACAAGCUGGUGAAUAUAAGCUCAGUCUUAAAAUCAUGGACAAGGACACCUUCUCUUCUGAUGACUUCAUCGGUGAAGCCACGAUCUAUGUGAAGGAUUUGUUGACAUUAGGAGUGGAAAAUGGAACUGCUGAACUACAUCCCCUCAAGUAUAGAGUGAUUAAUGCGGGGCAAUCAUAUCUUGGAGAGAUUCAAGUUAGUGUCACUUUUACCCUCAAGGAGGAAAAGGAUUAUGAUGGGGAAGAGUACGGUGGAUGGAACGAAAGCAGUUUUUAG
Dovyalis caffra is the source of this 465-nucleotide messenger RNA. The record is from the annotation of a GenBank genome assembly. NCBI's taxonomy places the organism in Eukaryota, Viridiplantae, Streptophyta, Magnoliopsida, Malpighiales, Salicaceae.